Molecule: messenger RNA, 914 nt
Organism: Tricharina praecox
Lineage: Eukaryota; Fungi; Ascomycota; Pezizomycetes; Pezizales; Pyronemataceae
Exons: 1
Coding region: 158-865 (235 amino acids)
Source: RefSeq, a predicted model, not a curated record
GUCCAGGACCCGACCCGAGCAGACCGGAACGGAUUGCUCGCAGAGAGUGUUCAGCUGCAGUGCUUAGUUCUUUGGCAGAUUGCGCUUACGGCGCCGUUCGACGAGUUGGCGAGGACCUAUCCAUCGAUAACUAAUCGGUUGUCAUGCUCUGGAAUGGAUGCAACCAGGUACGCGGAGCUUCUACUCAGCGGUUGGAAUCUCACCUGAAAGGAGAGUAAGAUAUGGAAGGAAUUCCAUGUCUCACUCAAUAUUGUCUCAUUCCUAUGUUCUUACGUUCCUGAUGACAUUUCGUACGACAGAAGGCCUCCGAAGGCCUCUGAACCGGUACAUGUUGACUUUCAGGCACCAGACCGCCGCAGUUCACAGGUACUAUGUACUAUGGAAGUUAUCCAGUACUAUUCUACGGCUGCACAAGAUCGAUCCGAUCCGAUUCUCAGCUGCCCACCUUCGCCGCGCAUCGAUGUGCCCCCUCCCUCCCAAGACAGGACCGUCGACUGGAUUGGCCGGACAUUCCAUCCGUCAGGCAACACGAAACUCGGGAAUCUUCGAGCGCGCCGAAUCAACUCAUCGCAUCGGCAAAACGUCAAUCGGGAACUCCAAUGCGCCGCCUCCCCCCGGCCCUCCUCCUCCUGAGUCGAAUCAAAACUACCCGGACCAGAUGGCAGAUGCUAGAGCAAAGGACUCUUCCCCCGACGUAGAGUACGUCGACUGCGCCUUCCCAUACGGUACGGCGGAAGGGGGGAGAGACGGGGAGUGUGAGCUGUACUCUACAGUACAUACUUGCGACCCGCCGACACUCUGGAGCCGAGCAUUCCAGCUGAUGCCUGUUGAUGGCGCGGAUUGUCGGAAAGGGGGGGAGGGGUGAGGGACUGGGUCCAGUGGAACCGUGAACGUGCGGUGCGGUGUACGGUGUG